AUGCGUGGACCUUUUGCUGUCGCUCUCACUGGCCUUGUUGCUGUCGCUAAUGCUUUGAACGCUACCAACGGUACUUUCAUCCCCGUUGCCCCCUCUGUCAACACUACUUCGGUCGCUCCCGUUGUUCCUGUCAGCUCUGCCAACGUCACUGCUCCCGCAGCCUCCUCCGCUGUUGCUGCCAACAACGCUACUGUUAGCUCUGUCGCUCCUGCUUCUUAUGCUAACAGCACCACCGCUGUCCCUGUGACCACUGCUCUUCCCGUCAACUACACGGUUACCAGCACUAUUCCCUGCACUGUCUGUGGUACUACUGUCAUCACUGAGUACACCACCAUCACCAAGACUUUGACCGCUACUGUCGGUGGUAAGCAAUCUGCUUUCACUACGGUUGAGACUACUCCUUACACUACCGUCACUGCCUCCAUCACUACCGAGGUCACUGUCACUGACCAUGUCACCAAGACCAUCACUAAGACCAUGUACCCUGCUCACACUGUCUCCACCAGUGUUGCUGAGCCUGUUACCACUGGCGACUGUGUCACCUACACUCAAUACGAGACCACUUACUUCUCUGACGUCGUGACCACCACUGUCCCUUGCGAGAGUGGUAAGGAGACCACCUCUGCUGUCCCCGUUGUUCCUGAGACUGAGACUACUACCAGCGUUAUUGGUGGUACUACCAAGAUCUACACUCUCCCUGCCAACGGUGACGCUUCUGCCUCCACUGUGACCACCGUUGUUGGUGGCACCACUGUCACUGCCACUGCUACCGUUUCCCGUACCAAGAGUGCUUCUCCUGCUCCCUCUGCUGGUAACGGUGUUGUCUACUCUAACAACAUACCCCCGCUAGUGUUAACUCCACUGCCAACGCUACUAACGGUACUAACGGUUACGAGCCCGUCACUGUCGGUUCCGGCGCUGCUGCCGCCGUUUCCAAGGUUUCCGUUGCUGGUGUCCUUGGUCUCUUCGUCCUCGCCCUCUUGA
Schizosaccharomyces japonicus yFS275 is the source of this 984-nucleotide messenger RNA. RefSeq lists its product as hypothetical. The coding region runs from base 1 to 984 and encodes 327 amino acids. The record is from RefSeq and is a predicted model, not a curated record. NCBI's taxonomy places the organism in Eukaryota, Fungi, Ascomycota, Schizosaccharomycetes, Schizosaccharomycetales, Schizosaccharomycetaceae. The transcript has a single exon.